This is a messenger RNA of Medicago truncatula (barrel medic), 1996 nucleotides long. RefSeq names its product protein DETOXIFICATION 14. Gene Ontology annotation, cellular component: membrane. Lineage: Eukaryota; Viridiplantae; Streptophyta; Magnoliopsida; Fabales; Fabaceae. Gene Ontology annotation, molecular function: antiporter activity; xenobiotic transmembrane transporter activity. The coding region runs from base 196 to 1632 and encodes 478 amino acids. The transcript has 7 exons. The record is from RefSeq and is a predicted model, not a curated record. Gene Ontology annotation, biological process: xenobiotic detoxification by transmembrane export across the plasma membrane.
UGUAUAUUAGCCGAUGCUUUCUCUUCAUUCCGUGUUCGGAGCAAACUAUUACAUUAAAAAAAGUUCGUUCGAGCAUCACAUGUGAACUGAACAUUGUUUAUUCCAAUUUCAAUAAUAAUCUCAACUUCCACCAACGUAUUCAAAUCCAAUAUUAAUGUAACUUUGUCACAUAUUCAAUUUUCUGGGCUAGAAAAUAUGGAAAAAGGUUUGUUAGAGAAAGACAGAGAGGGUGCUGGUUCAAGAAGCAUAACAUGGGGUGUAUUUUUUCAAGAGGUGAAAGAUGUUUGUUUUCUAGCAUUGCCUAUGAUUAGUGUAACUUUGUCACAAUAUUUUCUACAAAUUAUUUCAAUGAUGAUGGUUGGUCAUUUGGGUAAACUUUCUCUUUCUAGCACAGCUAUUGCUAUCUCUCUCUGUGUUGUCUCUGGCUUCAGUCUUCUUUUUGGAAUGUCAUGUGCACUUGAAACGCAAUGCGGACAAGCUUAUGGUGCAAAGCAAUAUAGAAAGUUUGGUGUUCAAGUUUACACUGCUAUCAUUUCUCUUAUUAUAGCUUGUGUUCCUCUCUCUUUAUUGUGGCUCAACUUGGGGAAGUUACUGAGUUUACUUGGCCAAGACCCUUUGAUUUCACAAGAAGCUGGAAAAUUUGCUAUGUGCAUGAUUCCUGCUCUUUUUGCUUAUGCAACUCUUCAGGCACUGGUCAGAUACUUUCUUAUGCAAAGUUUGGUUCUUCCUCUUGUUAUAAGUUCCUCUGUUACCCUUGGAUUCCAUGUAGCAUUUUGUUGGUUAUUAGUUUUUAAAUCUGGAUUAGGUAGCUUAGGAGCUGCAUUUUCUAUUGGCACUUCAUACUGGUUGAAUGUGAUUAUCCUUGGAUUAUAUAUGAAAUUCUCUGCUGAUUGUGAAAAAACGCGGUUUACAAUUUCAAUGGAGUCAUUUGAUGGAAUAGGUGAGUUCUUUCGCUAUGCUAUUCCUUCAGCUGGAAUGAUUUGCUUUGAGUGGUGGUCAUUUGAGCUCCUAGUCUUUCUUUCUGGUCUUCUUCCAAAUCCACAGCUUGAAACUUCUGUUUUAUCCAUAUGUUUGUCAAUCAUCUCAACACUCUAUACAAUACCAGAAGCAACUGGCUCAGCAGCAAGUGCAAGAGUUUCAAAUGCAUUAGGAGCUGGAUGUCCACACGCAGCACGAUUGUCUGUCUAUGCUGCUAUGGCUAUCGCAGUUUCUGAGGCUAUAUUGGUGAGUUCCAUCAUUUUCGCCUCUCGACGGGUGUUAGGUUAUAUAUUUAGCAAUGAGCAGGAUGUGGUGGAUUAUGUCACAGAUAUGGCUCCUCUAAUAAGUCUAUCUGUUAUAGUAGAUAGUUUACAUGGUACCCUUUCAGGUAUUGCUAGAGGAUGUGGUUGGCAGAAAUUGGGAGCAUAUGUGAACCUUGGAGCCUAUUAUGUUUUUGGAAUUCCAAUUGCUGUUAUAUUGGGUUUCUGGUUUGAAUUGAGAGGAAAAGGUCUUUGGAUUGGGAUAAUUGUUGGUGCCUCCUGUCAAGCAGUUUUGCUAUCCCUUAUAACAAGUUUUACAAACUGGGAAAAACAGGCAAUUAAGGCACGGGAAAGGAUAUUUCAAGAAAGUUUUGCAGUACAAAGGAUAGAUUAGUUUGAGCAAAUAAAGAAGAUUCCUCAGAGUUGCCAACUUGAUUAAUUAAAAAGAUCAUAUCUCAUAUACUGUAUGGUCCAAGGAGGAAAAAGCAUUCACACAGAAAAGAGUUAUAAAAUUGAUGUUAUUUUUUUUAUUUAAUUUUUGCAAAGGUUUUGCUGUGUUAGUGUAACUUUUAACAUUGUAAUCUUCAAUUUCUUUUUUUUCUUUUUUUUUUGGUGAAAAAGUCCAUAGUAAAACUAUUCAAAGCAAUUUUUGGAUGGAAUAAUUCUUGUGCAGACUUUAUUUACCUCUCGAUCGAACUCUGGGUUAUCAGGGCCUCCUUCCCUUGAAAACCAAAGGGUUAACACAUUUUUUUUGUCAA